AAAAAUGCUUCUAUUAGCAAUUCUACUUUUAAUUUGCACAAUUAUUUUGAUUAUAUUUUUUAUCAGUCAUUGUGCACUCCUUCCAAAAAGGACAAAUCCCCAUCCAGAAUUAAUUCCCUACAGCGUUGUUAAAAGUCCCAGAAAAUAUUCAGCAUUUACUGACCACGAAUACAGUACUAGUCCAUCACCUUCUUCUGCUGUUAGAUCAAUGCAAUCACUUGAAUAUUUACAUAAAAAAUUAGAAGAAAGAUGUAGACCAAGAAGCCAUUCUAUGGAGGAUUCAAGACCUAAAAGUGAUUAUCUUCAUCCAAAAUAUUCACUCCCGCCAGCAAAAUGUGGUCCAGAUUGGGAAAUUUUUUUGAAUGAAAAUGGAAUUUUGCGGGCACCUUUAAAAUUUCAUAACAAACAAGAAUUGGACAGAAAUUUUUCGUGA
Messenger RNA from Meloidogyne enterolobii, 433 nucleotides. NCBI's taxonomy places the organism in Eukaryota, Metazoa, Nematoda, Chromadorea, Rhabditida, Meloidogynidae. The record is from the annotation of a GenBank genome assembly.